AUAAACACGUUUUGAAUGUAAGAAAUGUUUGGCAAACGUAACGAUGAAAUUCCUGACAAUCAUUGGUGUCAUAAGACUUUUGGCCAUUUUUGUAGCCGUUUUAGCGGUCAAAGUGACGGCCAAAGAUAUCAACGAAAAUCUGGUUACAGCCGAUAGUGUCCGGACCGCUACUUUCGAGUCAGAAUUUCCCGAAAAACCAUUGCAAUUGGUUCGGCCAGACGUCGAUCACAAACGACUGGUGAUUGUCGAGGAAAAUGUUAAGCUAUUGCACCGUUUGGUCGGACCUGUGGCUACCGUAGCAGUGGUCGGAAAGUUUCAUUCGGGAAAGUCGUUUCUCAUGAAUCAAUUGAUGGGCAAAUCCAACGGUUUCGGUGUCGGACCCGAUGUCCGACCAAAAACGAUGGGCAUAUGGAUGUGGGGAAAACCUACAAAAUACACACUGGAUUCUGGUCUGAAAACAUGGAUUGUCUUUCUGGAUACCGAAGGUUUUGCUGCCAACAAUGUGUCCGAGAAUUACGACGCAAAGAUUUUUGCCGUUUCGACACUUCUGUCAUCAUUUCUAUUGUAUAACUCGGUUAAGAUCAUCGACCAGUCGGAUAUCGAUUACUUGGAACUAUUGGCUCGACGGACACAGUUGUUUGCAUUGCGGUCACAAAUGUCUAGAAAGAAGUGGACCAACGAGUUUAACAAAGAUUUGUUAAGUUUUCCGCCGCUGAUUUGGAUCGUCCAGGACUUUGUUCAGUCCACUCUCGAGGAAUCACCGAAACAAUGGUUACAUCGAUUGAUGGGUUCACACACACGAGAAAAUGAUUUAUACGAAAUAAGUCUUAAAGAUAUUUUCAAAUCAGUUGACUGUCACACACUGUUUUUACCGGCCGUUAAGAAACAUUUAUUGAAUGACCUAUCGUUGGCCAAAGAGUCCGAUCUGACAGAAGAAUAUAUAUUUGAAAAGAAAGAGUUGAUUAAUAAACUAAAGCGCGGAAUAGUUCCCAAAGAAAAAAAUACUAAUCCUAUCACUGGUAUAGAGUUGGCCGCAUUGUUGGAAAUAUUAGUAAACGCCGCCAACGAUGGCUCACUGGCCGACAUUCCUAACCGUUGGGACGCGUUUGUCGCCCGAUUACAAGAGACAGCCAUUGAAGAUUGUCUCAAGUUUUACGAGGCAGACAUGAAUGUCUUGAUUAUUGAUGAAUACGACAACAAUGCUAUCAAUAUAUUAAAGUUUGACGAAUGGCACAUCCAGUCACAGGAAAGAUCUAUUCAACUAUUAAAACAAUUGCUUCACGGCUUAGAGGAUCCGCUAACCAAAGGUUUACACGAUUUGAGUCACAAGAUUACCAUUCACUUUGAGCGCACACGUGAUAUCAACGAAAAGAAAAUCAAACUCAAGUGUUCACAGAGUUUACAUGAAUUGGAAAUCAAAUCCGAACAAAGAAUUCGUGCCAUUCAACUGCCCGUACAGACCAGUCAUCUGAUAACACAAGCAAAAGAAAUACUCAAAGAUAUCAAAAGUGAUUAUAUUAAUCAAGUGAAAGAUCUGGUCGAUAGUUCAACAAUGGAGUUGUAUUUGGAAACACUGACCAAAGCUGUCAAAAAUCAAGUGUCAAGUAUUCAGUUGGAAAACAAUCGGGCGAUCGAAGAGUUUUUCGAUCGACAAAUACAAGAAUCUAUCGGUAAAUUUGAUUCGGUGUCACAAUCGGACUACAGUCGUGUUAAGCCACGAAAACCAACACUAUUGAGGCGUAUAUUUGAAGAAUCAAACAUACAGGCGCUCGACAUGUUUAACAACAAUUGUCAACAAUAUACCAGUGAAUCGAUUUAUGAAUCAAAGUUAGCUCUUUUGAAGAUCAAAUUGAAUGAAAAGAUUUUGAGUUUAGAAAAACAAAAUGAAUUGAUUGCCAAAACCUAUAUUCAAAAUGAAUCCAAUCGUUUGGUCGAUGAGUUUCGGUCACAGACGGGUACAUCGUUUAUACCGUUACCGGUGAAUAAUACCGAAUUAGAGUCUCGGAUCAAACUGGAAGUAUCCAAAUCUAUUAGAGACUAUUCGGAUCUAUUAACCGAAUAUUCGACUUACCAAACAUACGAUGAUAUGUUUGUUAAGUUUAAGGAAAAUUUAGUUGAAAUUUGUGAUCAAAGACGUAAUGAAAAUGUCAAGGCUUUUACUAAAGAAGUGGAGACACCGUUAAAGACGUCUAAAAAGAUAAUCAGUUUAUCGCAUCACAAAUAUACAACUGUUUUUAGUUUCAAGCAAUUUAUGCAUUCCGUGUGUUUACUUCAUUUAGAUGAAGGAAAACCUAAAUACUGGUCAUUAAAAUUAAAGUCAGAAAUAAUCGAUGAAUUUAUUAGUAGUGAUAAACAAUUGCUUGAAUUAAUUGAAUCGAAGUCUGGCCUCUAUUCAUCAAUUAUUGGUUUUUUCCAAUGGAUUUUAUGGAUCUUAAAUCUAGGAUAA
Messenger RNA from Oppia nitens, 2446 nucleotides. Its product is annotated as guanylate-binding protein 1-like. Gene Ontology annotation, molecular function: GTPase activity; GTP binding. The coding region runs from base 44 to 2446 and encodes 800 amino acids. The record is from RefSeq and is a predicted model, not a curated record. The transcript has 3 exons. Lineage: Eukaryota; Metazoa; Arthropoda; Arachnida; Sarcoptiformes; Oppiidae.